Drosophila montana is the source of this 602-nucleotide messenger RNA. RefSeq lists its product as uncharacterized. Lineage: Eukaryota; Metazoa; Arthropoda; Insecta; Diptera; Drosophilidae. Bases 53 to 424 code for a protein of 123 amino acids. The record is from RefSeq and is a predicted model, not a curated record. The transcript has 3 exons.
CAACUAGCUUUGACUCGAGCAGUGAACCGUCACGUCUACAGCUUAACGCAACAUGCAUGGGCGUGCCAUCAUCUGGAGCUGCAUCUGCAUUGGCAUUUGCCUUGUCCACGUCUAUGCCGUGCCAGCGGCCAGGCCGCGUCGCCAGGUGGUGCAGCCCUUGUGGCUAAUGCGGCCCGAUUUGCUGCCCACCUCACAGGCGGCAAGGGUGAGCGUGACGCCGCAGAAGCUACAGGAAACGGCCGACAUACGUGCCAGCAUACAAAAGGCUGUCAAUGAGGGCACCUACAUGGUGGCCGCCAGUCCGCAGCAGUUCCUGACUGCGCUGGGCCAAGUGAACAGCCCUGGAGCACCUGGUAGCCCAUUCCCGAUGCCCGUGCUGCCCGCUUUCACGCUGCCAAAUGCGACUUGGUGGCGAGCGCUUUAGAGACAUCCGAAACUCCGAGGAUUCGCCGCCAUCAGCGACCGAACAGAUGCGGCAAUUUCAAAAGUUUACGCGCCUUGAGAAGCUGCAACAAAAAAACAAUUUGCAUUAACCGGAAAUUCAUUUGGUUUUUAUUUGGAAAAAAAAAAAAAAAAACUUAAUCAUGUAGUAAUAAUGAAAU